Molecule: messenger RNA, 2393 nt
Organism: Tachysurus fulvidraco (yellow catfish)
Lineage: Eukaryota; Metazoa; Chordata; Actinopteri; Siluriformes; Bagridae
Product: golgin subfamily A member 6-like protein 2
Exons: 2
Coding region: 325-1803 (492 amino acids)
Source: RefSeq, a predicted model, not a curated record
CAACACACCAGAUCCGUCUGAGGUCUAAUGAAUAAACCCCGUAUUAUGGUGACAGAAUUAAAUAAACUGGACAAUCUGAUGUCUGAAAGCAUCCUUUAAACCUGUGCUGUGUUUUCUUUAUAGUUUCGUGUGUUUCAGACAAACAGCUUCAUGAGACGGAUUAAAAACCUAAAUAGCCACAAGUCUCUGAGGGCCCUCUAGUGGCUGAGUUACGGAGCUGCAGCUCCUCUGGUCCUUUGGACCUACUAAUUCUAAUUCUAAUGAUGGUGAACGGUGACGUCACAUGGACAGAACUUCCACAGAACUUCCACACGACGUGUAGAAAUGGCUGAUUUGGACAAAAACCCUAAACGGGAGGGAGAGCAAUCAGAGCCAGUGGCCUCCUGCAUCAGUCAGGAGCUUAUGGAGAAAGACAGCAUGCUGAAAACAAUGCAGGAGGAAAAGGAAGUGAUGGCUAAAAAGUUAAGAGAGCUUGAGGAGAAUAAAGAGAGAAUGGAAGAGAUCAGAAAGGCAGAGCAGAGAAAUAAUCUGCGUGAAGAAAUGAAGAGAGCUCUCGCAGAUUUUAAGCAGGAACAGAUGGAGAGAGAUCGAGCUAUUCAGAUGCUCUUGGAGGAAUUGAUGAGGAUGCUAAAGAAUCUGAAAGAAACUCAGGCUCAAAUAAAUAAAGGGAAAGACACAAAAGCGAGAGACAGAUCAGACGACAAGAAUAAGGUAGUUACUCUGAAGUUGGGGCAUGUGGAAACCAUGUUUUUUGUAAGCAGAGAGCAGCAGGACAGAGAGGAGGCCGAGCUGGGGGACGAGAGGAUACAAGAGCUUGAGAAGGAAAACCAGAAACAGAAGGAGCUCAGAAAGGUGGAGUUGAAUAAUCUGCAAGAAAACAUGCACAGAGAAUUUAGAGGAUUAAAGAAAGAGCUGGAGGAGAGAGAAAUGGUUCACCUGGUACAGACAGAGGAAUUACUGAUAAAGAUAAAGAAUCUGGAGCGAAACCAGUCUCAGAUAGAAGAAGAUCUGUCUGAUGCUAUGAUGGACUCAGAAAAGCAGACUGGAGAGAUGGAGGAACAAGACAACACAAAGGCGCGAGAGAUGGAGGAGCAACUCACCCUGAAGGUGCGAGAGCUGGAGGAGAGGAACUCUGCACUUCUGCAACACAUCUGUGAGCUUCAGGCUAACAUCACACUCUUUGUGGAACGAGAAAUGAUAGCUGACUCGAUGAUACAGGUCUUAGAGAAAGACAAAAUGGACCGAAUGAAAGAGAGAGAGAUCUGGAAGAAACAGAGAAUGUUAUGGAAGGAAGCGGCAGAAAAAUGUUUGGAGGGAAGAAAGAGCUUAGAGAAAGAGAGGGAGAUCUGGAAGAAGAAGCUACGUGAAGCUAUGUUGGAAAUUCAGUCUAUGAAGUACACAAAGAGCAAAACGGAUAAAUGCAAGUUGAAGGAAUUGGAACAGAGGAACGCUGAGCUCCAUCAAAGCAACAGUGAGCUUCAGGCUUCCAUCAAACAACUUCAGGAAGGAGCAGACAUGGCAGUGAUCGAACACAUGGACAGAGAGAGAAAGAGCUGGGAGAAAGAGAGAAAGAGCUGGGAGAAAGACAGAGAGAGCUGGGAGAAAGAGAGAGAGAGUUGGGAGAAAGAGAGAGAGAGCUGGGAGAAAGAGAGAGAGAGCUGGGAGAAGAAGAAGGCCAGUGAGGAUGAGUUGGGAAGUCACAAAGACGCAAAGAAGCAGACAGAUCAGGGCACGCUUCAGCAAAAUGUAACCGAGCUCCAGGAUUCUUUCCAGCAACCUAAGGAAGUAACAGAAAGGCAGUGAGACAGAGAAAGACAAACAGAAUGGAAAAGGGAAUCUGAGGAAGUCAUAUUUUGAUUCAAAAGAGAGAGAGAGAGAGAGAGAGAGAGAGAGAGAGAGAGAGAGAGAGAGAGAGAGAGAGAGAGAGAGAGAGAGAGAGAAGCAGCCGGCUUUGCAUAUCAAUAAAAUGUGUUUUUGUUCCUUUUAUCAAAAACAAAAAAUAGUGAGCAAUCAUCAUUAUCAACAUCGUCAUCAUCAUCAUCGUCAGGUGUCAUUUCGGAUCAUUGUUUUGUUUUUGUUUUUUUAGUAUUUAGUGCCGAUUACAUACAGAGAAAAAAGAACAACAGUUAAUUACAGGAGAAAACACGUUAACAUCAAAUCAAAAAUUUAAACCAAAUUUUUGUAAAGUUGGAAGUUUAAACUUGGAUCUUAAGUGUAGAAAUGUCACGGACAGUGGUUGCAAGAGUGGGGGCUCGGGGGCUUGAGCCACUCAUGUAUUGUCAAGACUGAAAACAUUUUACAUCACAAGGUCGUUAACUCAACUAUACAUGGAGAAACAUGGAGUAUAUGUAUCACAUCGUGUGAGUUUAUAUUAAAAACAACUGUUCUCUGUG